UAUGCAACUCUAUAUAUGCAUACAAAUGCAUAUGUAGCCAUCAUAUCAUAAAGAUAUCUAGCAGCUUCUUCUACCUCUAGUCCUCUACUACCAAAGGAAAGGUACGCAAAGGCUACCACGUCAAGUGCUCAUGUGUUGUUGUAAUCGUUUCAAUCCCCCCUAAAUUUGAAUCAUCCUGGCCUGCGUUACUGUACGUCUGAGCAUGCAAUCAAUGAUCAUCUUGUUCUUCAGCUUCAACCAGAUGGCACGGUUCAUAGUUCAUACACAUCCUUGGUGUAGCCAUGGUCAUGGCCAAGCACCAUGAAAAAGGCUCACCAAAGCGAGCUCCCAAUGAACCUGUCCCCGGCAAUGCCGGCAGCGGCCGCCCGUGCCAAGCGAGCCCCCUGCAGUUCGAGCAAUGUUGCCAUUGCGACAGGCACCAUCAGGCCGAUGGGUUGAAGGGUACUGGACCGUUGAUCCUGACUCUCGGGCCUCUCGGCUCGGCCAACGACCGUCCUUGUCACUGCUGCUCGUGCGGCGUCGCGCCUGCUCCGGCGCCGGCGACGCUGUCCGUCCUGCGCGGGUCCCGGUACCUGAGGCCGGCGCAGGAGCUGCUGAGCGAGGUGGUGCGCAUGGCAGACCUGGCGCCUGGCGCGACCGACGAUGAGGAGGCAGAGAGGCAGGAGCAGCUCGAGGCCAGCGCUCACCGGGCGUUGCAUCGAGCGGCCAAGAACGACGCCAACGGCGUCCAGGCAAAGCUCCUCGGCCUUCUCAGCGAGCUGGAGAGCCGGCAGGAGCGCUACUUCGGCGAGCUGGGCCGCGUCUCGUCGUCGUUCGAGCCGGCGCUGGAGGACGGCGCGGCGGCCGCGUACACGUCCCUAAUGAGGCAGGCCAUGGCGCGCCACUUCGGCAACCUGCGCCGUGCCAUACUGCGCAGGCUCAGGAUCGACGCCGCCGCCGCCGCGGCGAGGUGGAGGCCGGCGGCGUCGCUGCGGGAGGGCGAGCACGGCGAGAAGGACGACGGCGACGAGCUGGUGACCGAGGAGAGGGUGGACAGGGUGGCCCGGCGGAUGAAGCUGGCCGCCGCAGCGCGGGCCGAGCAGGCAUGGCGGCCGCUCCGGGGCCUGCCGGAGGGCUCGGUGGCCGUGCUCCGGGCAUGGCUCUUGGACCAUUUCCUCCACCCGUACCCCCAUGACAGUGAGAAGCUGAGGCUGGCGGUGAGCACCGGUUUAAGCAGAAGCCAGAUCACGAACUGGUUCAUCAACGCGCGCGUUCGGCUGUGGAAGCCGAUGGUCGAGGAGAUGUACGAGGGAUUCUCCGAGGAUUCUGAUGUCUCCAGGGAGGACACCAGCGGCGCGUCUUCGUCUUAAUUAAGUCAGUUGCUAUUUAUCAGCCCUAUGUUUCUGUUCUUGCUUUCGGGCGACAGCCCAUCCAACAGCUCAUAGCUUUUUUUUUCUACCUUCGGAUCCCAGUCUUUCUUCAAAGUUUUGCCCCGUCUCGCCACCUUUCUCUGCCUCACCCAUCGCCGGAUCUGCUCCCGCAAUUCCUAUCGUGCUAAUCAGGCGUGCCAAGACGCCCCCGCCCCACUGACCGUCCUUCGCCAUCCACGGCUAGCACCACCCCCACCCUUGCCCCUGUCCCGGCUCAUCUGGACCUUCUAAACUCAGAAUCAAUGAAAUCCUCCUAAACCCGAAAACCCCCCUCCCUAUCUCGUCGCUUGAGCAUUUAUCGUUGAUUUUAGGCGAUUGAAAUUUAGAAAGCGUGUUUAAUUAAUUAGUUAACCAACCCUGUGGCGUGAUUAGUUAGUUAAUCAUGGUUGGGUGGUGGUUAUAUAUCUUUGCUUAAUUAGUUUAUUACCUGUUGUUUUAGCAAAGCUCAGGACUGAAUUAAGAGAGAAAUGUAUAAUUAAGGAGGCGGACU
Phragmites australis (common reed) is the source of this 1899-nucleotide messenger RNA. RefSeq names its product BEL1-like homeodomain protein 11. Gene Ontology annotation, molecular function: DNA-binding transcription factor activity, RNA polymerase II-specific; RNA polymerase II cis-regulatory region sequence-specific DNA binding. The coding region runs from base 282 to 1349 and encodes 355 amino acids. The record is from RefSeq and is a predicted model, not a curated record. The transcript is spliced from 4 exons. Gene Ontology annotation, biological process: regulation of transcription by RNA polymerase II. Lineage: Eukaryota; Viridiplantae; Streptophyta; Magnoliopsida; Poales; Poaceae.